Messenger RNA from Frankliniella occidentalis (western flower thrips), 1096 nucleotides. RefSeq names its product telomere length and silencing protein 1 homolog. The record is from RefSeq and is a predicted model, not a curated record. Gene Ontology annotation, cellular component: spliceosomal complex. Lineage: Eukaryota; Metazoa; Arthropoda; Insecta; Thysanoptera; Thripidae. Gene Ontology annotation, biological process: mRNA splicing, via spliceosome. The transcript is spliced from 6 exons. Bases 85 to 1014 code for a protein of 309 amino acids.
UAAGCGAAUGCGAAGGAAGAAAAACUGUUUAUGUUGUGGUUGUGGCGGAGAUCAACUUCACUUUGAACGUCUCACAGAUUGGCUAUGGCUGAUGCGAAAUGUGAUAACGAUGCGAUUGAAGAUCAGCCUAAAAUUCAGUUUAAGCCUAAGAAAAGAAAACCCAUGAGACAGAGAGAGGUCGAACCUGACAAUGAAAGCAAUGAUGAAGCUGAAGUUGACUUAUCAAAGUUGGAAGAGAUGAAGACUGUUCAGAAGCUUAGGAAACGUCCUAAUGGUGUGAGCAUUGUAAGCCUCGCUAUUGGUGAAAAAGUUUCAGUUGAAGAAGAGGAUCUGAUUAGCGAUCCCUUUAAAGUAAAGAGUGGAGGAAUGGUAAACAUGAAAGCACUUAAAAGUGGGAGUGUUAAGCAAAGUGAUGAUGCUUAUGAUGUGGGUAUUGGCACACAAUUCUCAGCAGAAACCAAUAAAAGGGAUGAAGAUGAAGAAAUGAUGAAAUAUAUUGAAGAACAGCUGGCCAAAAAGAAAUGUAAAACUAAGGAUGAAAAAGAAGAAGGUCAGGAUGAUAGCUCUAAAUAUCUUUCACCUGAAGAGGCUGCGCUUCAGGCUGUACCUGAACAUUUAAGAGCAUCUACCACCCGCCGCUCUGAAGAGAUGUUAUCGAAUCAAAUGUUGAGUGGAAUUCCUGAAGUUGACCUUGGUAUUGAUGCCAAAAUUCGUAAUAUUGAGGCAACUGAGGAAGCCAAAUUAAAGUUGCUGUGGGAACGCCACAAUAAAAAAGAUGGGCCAUCUCAUUUUGUUCCCACUAACAUGGCAGUUAAUUUUGUUCAACACAACAGAUUUAAUAUUGAAGAGUCGGGACCACCCAAAAAACGUAGAAAUGAUGUUGUUCCUGAAAAACGCAAGCAAGGCACAGCCAGUGGAAGUGGUACUAGCAAAGAUGGUGAUGAGAAAGCCGGGGGUAAAGCUACUGAUGACUAUCACUAUGAGAGAUUUAAGAAACAAUUUAGAAGGUAUUAAACAUUUGUUGUAAAUAAAUAACACCAACCAUGUAUGUAUUGUUUAUGUUUGUAAAUUAAAUGUAUAUAUUUCAAAGAUUUCA